GUAUAAAACUAUGUAGGUCAUGUUUGUAAACAAAAGAGCAAAAAUGGAAGUUCAAAAACUUUGCAAGAAUACCACAGAGCAUAGUGAAAAUAAGGACUGUGUUACAUAUUCUGUAGGAGGAGGCUUAAAACAGGGAAUAUUUAACCUAAAUGUGAAAAGAAAUACACACAGAAUUAAACUUUUGAUUUGCGUAUUUUCUCUUUGUGUAUCGCUGACGCUACUUUUGUGUAUAACUUACAUUUUAAUCGAGAUUUUUGAUGCUGAAGCAGCUGAUGCAAACAGACAGACCACGUGUCGUGAAUGUGAGAUUCUGACCAGCUGUGGUGAGGAGGAGGGGGUAACAGAAUAUUCAACAAGGGACGCAUGCUGUAGAAGAUGCACCAUCUUUGCGUACACUUAUCUUAUUUCUUUGAUCACUUCUCAGAAGCUGAUGUACAAUUCUUCAAGUGGACACUAUGAAAGAUUACUUAUUCAAGCAUCCCCAAAUGCAGAAUUAAGAGCAGAGGAUCAUUUAAGAUGGGUGGUGGACAUUUCCAUUCCAUCAACAGAGUUCCAGACAGAAAUGGGACAAAACAGCAUAGUGUUUGAAGUACCAGAAUCUGGAUGGUAUAGCGUCGAAAGUGUUUUCCAGAUGAAAUCCAAAACGAAGAACAGCAACUUGAAUUUAAGACAUUCAAUAAUGCAAGUAAAAAACAAAAAUGAAGGCAACAUUUCACGAGUUUUGUUACAAAAUAACAUAAACUUAACGGAAGAGGAGAUGGCAUAUCAAUCCACACACCUGUCAGCGCUGUUUUGGUUGGACAUAGAAAGUUUGGUGUAUCCUUUGCAUUCCAAUUUGAAUUUGUUAUACAACGCAAAGUCUUGUGACCGAUUUACUAUGUAUUUUGUGCAUGAUUGAUUGUUUUAAUCAGUUUCAUUUGUAUCGUUAUAUAAUACAUCUUGUUUUAUGCAUGUAUAUUUCUAGGUUGUUGUUAUAUAUAAAUAAAGCCAUAUCUUUGGGAAAAAAUAGAGAACGUGUACAUUAUAUAUACUGAUGAAAUAAAUUC
Saccostrea cuccullata (small rock oyster) is the source of this 1046-nucleotide messenger RNA. RefSeq lists its product as uncharacterized. The record is from RefSeq and is a predicted model, not a curated record. Lineage: Eukaryota; Metazoa; Mollusca; Bivalvia; Ostreida; Ostreidae. The transcript has 3 exons. Gene Ontology annotation, molecular function: protein binding. Bases 20 to 898 code for a protein of 292 amino acids.